CAAGCAGUGACCGCUUUUCACCAGGAAGGCACUCAUGGCUCUCUUUCGCUCAUUUUCACCAGCCUCCCUUCUAUUUUGCUUCUUUGGUCUCCUGUCUUUUGCUUCUCUCGGAUCGUCACUGCUUAUUCUCACCACUCUGACCACUCCCAGCUUUUAUCAGCACUAUGUCGACCAAUGACGGAAACAACAACGACUUCUUUGAUGCCGAGGAGACGGAUCCUCAAAAGCUUGACGAGGACCACGAUGAAGUCGUCGACGAGGACAACGCCGGAGAAAAGCGAAAGGCCAGUGCUGGUAAGCAACCAAGAGCACAGAAAAAAAUCAGGGUGUCCAAUGCCAGAGGAUUGCCGUGGGAAAUUCAAAGGGCGCUGGCCAUGGAGAUCGAAGCAAUGGGUGGGAUGGACAUUUUCAAAAAGACGACUCAUGGGAUGUCCACGAUUUGUGAUCGUAAUCCUGCCGUCUUUGGACUGCCGGGUAGCCGAAGACGACACCAAAUUAGGAGUAAGGUCAAGUAUUGGAGAACUUACACUCCUGGAGAGUACAAGGCUUUGAUUAAUAGCUUUGUCGAACGUGGAGGUACCAAUGCGUCUACGAAUUCGGCACUGUUGCUACAGCAACGAAAUAACAUGAAUAUGCAAUAUCAGAUGCAUCAGCAAGCAACCAUGCAGAUGAACCCAGAUUGUUUCCCCACCAAGGCGCGAACCAGCCAACCUUCGGAUAUAUUUCCAGUUGCGAAGCAACCCAAGGGGAAAGCGCAGCAGCAACAGGGUCAAAAUGCCUUCCCCAAAGCUCCUCCCUACUUUGGGAAUAAUCAGCCCCCACCACCUCAACAGCAGCAGUCACCAACACCACAGUUCCAACACAAUGUUGCCCAGCAGCAGUUUGCUAGCGAAGAAAAGCCAGCUGAAAAGCGAAAGCUUAGUUUGCCCAUCAGCGACGAGCAAAAGUAUGAAGUGAUCCAGGUCGAUACCAAAUUUCCAGAGAACAACUGCGGUAUUGGCAUUUUUGAAUUCGCGGAUGCUGAAAAUGGAGGGUAUCUUCACAAUGGAUACGAAAUCACAAUGGAGGGUGAUGUGAGGGACCUUGUAGCUGAUGCCUACAAGGCCACCUUGGUCGGUGAGAGGGACAUUUUGCUACGAGUACCAGCAAUGUCAUAUUCCUUCCUGCACAAUCACGAAGAGUUCCAAAAGCGUGCCAAAUCUAAUGAUCUAUACUGCCCCUCCACCGAGGAAGCACGAGAGCAGGCACGCAAGAGAAUCUUGAAGGACCCUUCACGCCAAGAUCGCUUCAUCUUAUUGGAGUUUCCCGAGGGAGUCAAGCUCACGAACAAGAUCUUUUCGCCAGAGUCUACCGAUGGAGAGAUCGACUUUGACUUGAUGCCAAUUACGAUCGACGUCGAGUUGAACGGGAAGGAGUUGCCCAUGACCAUCACUCGUAUCUCCUGGAGGGUGACUACAGAGGCGCGAAAACGUCGUCCUGUCAGGAAGGAUAAAAGCGAAGAAGCGGGUGGCGCAACGACAAAAGGAGCUUCAAAGCUGGCCAAUCUCUUUUGAGAUGUGCAGUAUGGGUACGGUACAAGCUAGCAAUUGCCUACAGUUUGUUUGCUCGCGUGUUUGUGCACGAACCAGUGUUGUCAUUACUCGUAGUAAGGUUUUGAACCAAUCGGAUUCAAUUCCAGUUUAGAUAUAUAUCACAGGCACUUGUACUAGUUUACAGC
Messenger RNA from Seminavis robusta, 1717 nucleotides. The record is from the annotation of a GenBank genome assembly. NCBI's taxonomy places the organism in Eukaryota, Bacillariophyta, Bacillariophyceae, Naviculales, Naviculaceae.